This is a messenger RNA of Chenopodium quinoa (quinoa), 2080 nucleotides long. Its product is annotated as trihelix transcription factor ASR3-like. Lineage: Eukaryota; Viridiplantae; Streptophyta; Magnoliopsida; Caryophyllales; Amaranthaceae. Bases 672 to 1847 code for a protein of 391 amino acids. The transcript has 3 exons. The record is from RefSeq and is a predicted model, not a curated record.
AUUAAACUUGAAUGCUAAGCAUGAAAAAUAAGUUAAAAAAAGUAAAAAGUAAGGGCAUAAGAAAGGGAGGAAUAAAAGGUAAAUAAGUAAAGAGAAAAUAAUCAAGAUGGUAAUGAAGAAAGUAACCCCCAAUUGGGGCUAUCUCUCAAAUAAAGAAAUAAAUCUCCCCAUAUUAGUAUUUAAUUAAAUUUUUUGAUAAUAGUAUUUAAUUAAAUUAAUUACAAUAAUAAUCAACAAUCAAUUAGGUAUUGACAAGUCCCCACAUAGUCAUACGCAAUACUCUCCUCUCUAUAAUCAAUAUUAGGGAAGAGAUUAGCAAACUUAAUUACCAAUAUAUUAUACUUAAAUACCUCCCACCGUCCUACUUCCUACUCCCUUAAUCCCUCUAUACUUUUACUAAUUCUCCUUUCAACAACCCUUCAAAUUUCAACACCCUUUGAUCUCCCUUUUAUUUUUAUUUUUUUAAUUUUUAAUUAAUAUAAAAAAAAAAAGUUGUAGAAAUUUUUAGGGUAAAUAAAUUGGGGAGGAGGGUGGAGACACUGGAAUUUAGGGGUUUUUUCUGUAACAGGAUUGCCCUCUUGAUUCCUUGAACGGCGUUUGUUUUGUAAGUCCAUCCCUAAAAAUAGUGUCACGUGUAAGAUAACGAGGCCGAGGAUUCUUCAUUGAAUUCAAUGGCUCAGCACCUACUCCGACAACCAAACAACGAUAAUAACAGCAUUAACAAUGAUGAUGACGAGGAGGAGGAGGAGGUGGUUACGCUAUCAGCGACACCGUCAAAGGCAGUUGACGUUGACUUUAACAACACCGGGGACGAAGGCGGAGGAGGAAUAAAAGCAGCAAGGUUGCCGAGGUGGACGAGGCAGGAGAUACUCGUAUUAAUACAAGGAAAACGCGUGGCGGAGAAUCGAGUACGGCGAGGAAGAAGCGUGGCGUUGUGUGAUGGUAGUCAAGGACAACAACAAGUGGAACCAAAAUGGGCAACAGUAUCAUCUUACUGUAAGAGACAUGGAGUAAACAGGGGUCCUGUUCAGUGUAGAAAAAGAUGGAGUAAUUUAGCAGGUGAUUUUAAGAAGAUUAAAGAAUGGGAAUCUUUGGUUAAAGAUGAGUCUGAUUCUUUCUGGUUGAUGCGUAAUGAUUUGAGAAGAGAGAAGAAAUUACCUGGAUUCUUUGAUAAAGAAGUUUUUGAUAUUCUCAACUCUUCUAACAACAACAACAACAACACUACUGCUACUUGUUCUGGUUCUGAAUCAUUACCACCCGAUUCGAAUGUCGAACCACUCUUUGACAGUGGCAGGAGUGCUGCUGCUGAUGAUGGGUUAUUCUCCGAUUUCGAACCUACACACCCGCAACAACAGCAGCAGCAACAUCAGCUGCAGGAUGAUGAAAUUAUGGGUGAUAAUGAUAAUCAAGUUGAGGUUGAGAUUAAGGUUGAACCUCAACCUCUUUUGCUUUCUUCUCCUAAUACUACAACUACUACUAUUCCGGCUCCUACUCCUAUUUCUGAGAAGCAGUACCAGCCCAAGACUACAGAAGUCACACCUCCAGGAACAAAUAAUGAGAAGCAACAAGACAGGUUAAAUGUUGAAAUUGGAUCAACAUCCCGUGAGGGAAGAAAGCGAAGACGGUUUAUGGACGAAGAUGAUAAUAAUAAUAAUAAUAAUAAUGGUGAGCAGGAUGAAUUAUGCCAAGUGUUGGAGAAAAACGGCAGAAUCCUAAGUGCUCAACUGGAUGCUUACAACAUUAACCUGAAAUUGGAUAGGGAAGAACGUAAAGACCAUGCUAAUAGCUUAGUUGCUGUUCUCAACAAGCUAGCUGAUUCUUUGGGAAGGAUUGCAGAUAAGUUGUAAUAGCUCAGCUAGUCUAGCUAUUCGGCUCGACCUCGAUCUCUUUUCUAGUCUUGCCUUAAAAAUGGCGAUAUAGUCGUUGGUGCAUUUCAUGUAUAUAAUUGAAUACACUCCCAUGCAUUCUCUUCUACACCUCUAGUUGGCGAUGAUGGAUAGGAUUAUCAGUAUAUCUGGAGAGUUUGUUUGAUUUGCGUCUUUAAUUAGUUUGAUUUAAUAUUAUACACCCAGUUUUCUGA